Molecule: messenger RNA, 1927 nt
Organism: Symphalangus syndactylus (siamang)
Lineage: Eukaryota; Metazoa; Chordata; Mammalia; Primates; Hylobatidae
Gene: NUCB2
Product: nucleobindin 2
Cellular component (GO): endoplasmic reticulum-Golgi intermediate compartment; extracellular exosome
Molecular function (GO): calcium ion binding
Source: RefSeq, a predicted model, not a curated record
GAGAAUGGGCCUGACAGCCAUUCUCCGACCCGCGUGGGCGCUGCAGGCGCAGGCCAGCGGCCAAGGGAGAGGCGAUCCCUGGGGCUCUGCCCGGGUCUCGGGACGGCACCUCACCCGCCCAAGUCCUGCUCCACAGGCUUCUCCGGGAAAGCUAGGGAAGGAAGAGGCGCGGCCUCCCGAGCCCGCAUCUCAGAGCGCCACGUCCCUCCUGGCUCAGCCUCCCCCCAGGCUCCAUAGCUUCGGCGCUCCCCACCGCCCGCCUCCAGGCUCCCCGGCGCGGCCUUGUCCCUGCUCCCGCCAAUCGGCGUCGUCAGCAAUCGCGAACCAGACCAAUGAGCGGCCGCAGGGUGUGGGAACUGUCGCCAUGGCAGCCAGGAGGCGGGCGCGCGCGGCGGGAGGAGGGGCAGAGCGGAGCGGUGGGCCGGGGGUUGGAGGACAGGUUUGUGCGCUGGACGCAAGCACCAGGCGCAGCCUCGCUCGCCGAGACCUGACCGGAACGUGUUACGAGUCAGUUUUUAGUGAAAAAACAUUGAGCUAGGAGCCAAGACCCAUCUCUUCACUAUUUUGGUAUUGUGCAAGUCAUCUUAUCUCUCUGGAUCUCAGUUGUCUCAUCUGUAAAAAGGAGAUAAAAAUUAUUUACCUGCCUGAACAUGAGGUGGAGGACCAUCCUGCUACAGUAUUGCCUUCUCUUGAUUACAUGUUUACUUACUGCUCUUGAAGCUGUGCCUAUAGACAUAGACAAGACAAAAGUACAGAAUAUUCACCCUGUGGAAAGUGCAAAGAUAGAACCACCAGAUACUGGACUUUAUUAUGAUGAAUAUCUCAAGCAAGUGAUUGAUGUGCUGGAAACAGAUAAACACUUCAGAGAAAAGCUCCAGAAAGCAGACAUAGAGGAAAUAAAGAGUGGGAGGCUAAGCAAAGAACUGGAUUUAGUAAGUCACCAUGUGAGGACAAAACUUGAUGAACUGAAAAGGCAAGAAGUAGGAAGGUUAAGAAUGUUAAUUAAAGCUAAGUUGGAUUCCCUUCAAGAUAUAGGCAUGGACCACCAAGCUCUUCUAAAACAAUUUGAUCACCUAAAUCACCUGAAUCCUGACAAGUUUGAAUCCACAGAUUUAGAUAUGCUAAUCAAAGCGGCAACAAGUGAUCUGGAACACUAUGACAAGACUCGACAUGAAGAAUUUAAAAAAUAUGAAAUGAUGAAGGAACAUGAAAGGAGAGAAUAUUUAAAAACAUUGAAUGAAGAAAAGAGAAAAGAAGAAGAGUCUAAAUUUGAAGAAAUGAAGAAAAAGCAUGAAAAUCACCCUAAAGUUAAUCACCCAGGAAGCAAAGAUCAACUAAAAGAGGUAUGGGAAGAGACUGAUGGAUUGGAUCCUAAUGACUUUGACCCCAAGACAUUUUUCAAAUUACAUGAUGUUAAUAGUGAUGGAUUCCUGGAUGAACAAGAAUUAGAAGCCCUAUUUACUAAAGAGUUGGAGAAAGUAUAUGACCCUAAAAAUGAAGAAGAUGAUAUGGUAGAAAUGGAAGAAGAAAGGCUUAGAAUGAGGGAACAUGUAAUGAAUGAGACAUUAGAUCAGCAACAGUUCUUCACAGAGGAAGAACUAAAAGAAUAUGAAAAUAUUAUUGCUUUACAAGAAAGUGAACUUAAGAAGAAGGCAGAUGAGCUUCAGAAACAAAAAGAAGAGCUACAACGUCAGCAUGAUCAACUGGAGGCUCAGAAGCUGGAAUAUCAUCAGGUCAUACAGCAGAUGGAACAAAAAAAAUUACAACAAGGAAUUCCUCCAUCAGGGCCAGCUGGAGAAUUGAAGUUUGAGCCACACAUUUAAAGUCUGAAGUCCACCAGAACUCAGAAGAAAGCUGUUAACUCAACAUCUAUUUCAUUUUUUUAGCUCCUUUCCUUUUUCUCUGCUCAAUAAAUAUUUUAAAAGCA